Messenger RNA from Acanthosepion pharaonis, 555 nucleotides. The record is from the annotation of a GenBank genome assembly. NCBI's taxonomy places the organism in Eukaryota, Metazoa, Mollusca, Cephalopoda, Sepiida, Sepiidae.
AUGACUGAUGGUUACGGUUCUAUCUCAUUCUGGGGCUACAGCCCUAGUUUAGACUUACUGCAAACAGAACAUGAAGAGAAAGUUUUAACUAUGAAUAUAAGAGAUGAUUCAGAUAAACCUGAUACCAUUAAUAUUCUGUUGGUGGGAGCAGCUGACAUUCGACAUGUCUUAAAAACCAUCACAUGUGCCAAUCUGCAUCCAAAAAAGAAACUACAUUUUCAUAUAUUUGAAAAUCGUCUGGAACUCUAUGCCCGCCAUAUGCUGCUGUUGGCCAUUGCUCUUGAACCCUACACACAAGUGGGACUUCAAGAUAAAGUUGAGCUUUUCUUAGAGUUAUAUGGUAAUUCAUUGGUCAGGACAAAAUCAUUUGAAUAUCUACAGAAAAUGUCCAAUGAAUUCAUCAGAAUGGUGACAGAUUUUGAUUAUCUGGAAAAGAAACUCCCUUGUCUUGACAUGACAAGGUUAAAGUUUAAAGAAAGAGAUUUCAUGGAAGGUAUUUUCAAAUUCUGGAGAAAUCCUGAUCAGAAACUGUUUGAUAUCAGCAAAUGUUGGUGA